This is a messenger RNA of Ostertagia ostertagi, 663 nucleotides long. NCBI's taxonomy places the organism in Eukaryota, Metazoa, Nematoda, Chromadorea, Rhabditida, Trichostrongylidae. The record is from the annotation of a GenBank genome assembly.
AUGACGGCUAUAAAUACUUCAAGUCGACUGACACUUGAACUCGCCCCUUCCUCGUUAACAUCUCCAAUGAAGAUGCUCCUACUAUUGGUCUCGCUAUUCGUAUCUUUGGCUACCUCUCAAUACACCAAUGGACAGUACGGUCCGCAGGUGUCUGGCAACGAACCUGGUUAUUUACCCGAUUAUCAAGGCGAUCAGUACACGAACAAGCAACGGAUAGAGGAGACUCAAGCACUGAAUAAGCCGUUCUUCGACACGAUCGGCGGGCCACCUCCUGCUCCUGCACCGACACCAGCUCUAUCUGGAUCAGCCUCUUCGGGUGCGGCUUAUCCAUAUCAGUCUUCCUCGAAUACCAUGUCAGACACUGCUUAUCAAUACCAGCCAUCAUCGAGUAGUUUGUCAGACUACACUUAUCCAUACCAAUCAUCCUCAAAUGGCAUGUCAGGCUCCACAUAUCCGCUCUAUUCACCAACGAAUGGCAUGUCCGACUCCACCUACCAAUACCAGUCGCCCUCAAACAAUAUGUACGCCAAUGUUAACCCCUACCCUUCCAAUGAAUACCAAUAUAGCCAACCUAAUCAAGGAGUUGGCAACACUUUCGGAGCCUAUCCACCUCAAUCUUCCAACGUACUGCAGACUGCUUUAGGCAUCUGUUGUUUUCGUUAA